CAGUCUCCCCCCACCCCCUUGAAAGUACUUAUUUGACAGGGCACAGUCAGAAAGAGCUUGCACUCCCACCAAGGUUCAGUAAGACACAGACGCUCAGUCUCCUUCCUCGGCUCUCUUUUGGAACAUUUGGUGGAGCCAAGCAACAAAAUAAGCAGCCAUGGAUGCCAUCAAGAAGAAGAUGCAGAUGCUUAAGCUCGACAAGGAGAAUGCUUUGGACAGAGCUGAGGGAGCCGAGGGAGACAAGAAGGCAGCAGAGGACAAGAGCAAACAGCUCGAGGAUGACGUGGUAGCUCUGCAGAAGAAGCUGAAGGGAACAGAGGAUGAGUUGGACAAGUACUCUGAGUCUCUUAAGGAUGCACAGGAGAAACUUGAGCUGGCUGAGAAGAAAGCCACUGAUGCUGAGGCCGAUGUCGCUUCCCUUAACAGACGUAUCCAGCUGGUUGAGGAGGAGUUGGAUCGUGCUCAGGAGCGUCUGACAACUGCCCUGACCAAGCUGGAGGAGGCUGAGAAGGCAGCUGAUGAGUCUGAGAGAGGCAUGAAGGUCAUUGAGAACAGAGCCUCCAAGGAUGAGGAGAAGAUGGAGCUGCAGGAGAUCCAGCUGAAGGAGGCCAAGCACAUCGCCGAGGAGGCUGACCGCAAAUAUGAGGAGGUUGCCCGUAAGCUGGUCAUCAUUGAGAGUGAUCUGGAGCGUACAGAGGAGCGCGCUGAACUUUCAGAAGGACGGAUUCGAAGAUCGGAGGACGAGCUAAGAGUUUUGGAACAAAGCUUAAAAUCACUUACAGCUUCCGAAGCAAAGUACUCACAUAAGGAGGACAAGUAUGAGGAGGAGAUGAAGGUCCUCACCGACAAGCUGAAGGAGGCUGAGACACGUGCUGAGUUCGCUGAGAGAUCAGUAACCAAGCUUGAGAAGACCAUUGACGACUUGGAAGAUGAGUUGUAUGCCCAGAAACUGAAGCACAAGGCCAUCAGUGAGGAGCUGGACCACGCCCUCAAUGACAUGACUUCCAUGUAAUUCUUCAACUGUGCUGCCUGCUUGUGCCUCUGUCGCCUCCUUGCAACUCACCUCCCCAUUGUCCAGCCAUCACACCCUUCUGUUCUGUCUCUGAUGUUCUCCAUCUGUCUGCUGUUUUGUGUUCAUACAAAAUAAAGUGGUUACUGUUAGAAAGCAGCUAUUUCAUUUUUAUACACAAGGUAGUCUUAAGGUCAUAGUCAAGGGAUGGGCUUAAGGGUGGUUGUAUAUUGUCUGUAAGUACGGGCCAAUUAUGUGGUAAGUGUUUAAGCUCAGUGGUUUCCUCUCACACUAACUUGCGUGUGGUUGUGAGGACAUUCUCGCCAUGAUAGUCAGUAACCAUUUUAGCAGUACAGUGCGUGAGCCUAGAGACUUGUUUUGUAUGAACAGAACACAGCAUGGAGGUUCUUUGUUUACUGAUUUGGACUUUCAUUUGGACCAUAUUGUAUUACUUUUUACAUCCUUAAUUUUUUUUGUAAGUAUUUGAAAUGUACAUUGUUCAACCAACAAAAUUAAAGUCUUAAUUUCAAAAUAUUCAGUAUAUUUUGUCAACCCUUAAUGCAUGCGAGGUGUCUAUUGAAAUGCAAUACAACUCUUUGUAUUUCAAUGUGAGCCUUCUACUGGGUCUUACAUUGAGAAACACAAUGUGCUUUGUUUCUUUUCUGUACCUUUUCAAGUGUAGCUCACUUGUAUCUACUACUAACAAGGUCUACUUCUGUAUGGAAGAAAGGCCCCCUUGAAGUUCCUUUUUGUUCUGUGAUAACCACAGUUGAGGGUGAACUGCACAAUCUGUUUGCUUUUGGAAGGUGGGUUUUUGUCCGGUGUCCCUUUGGCAUCUGAGCAAAUGCAGACUUUGUCAAUCCAAAUCUGUAUGACAGAGUGGUUUAUUCAAGUGACUCUUCUCAUGACUCCACGGAAAGGUCUUCAUGUGAUCAGAGAAGUUUGGUCCGACCUUUUGUGUUUUGAGGUGGUUGAGUAGUUGCCAUACGUUUUCUGUAUUCCUCAGUGGGGCAUUGUGGCUCUAGACUGCUGUGGCUCCAGUAGCGCUGGUGUGUUGCUAAACGUGUCACUCUUCCAACAGAAUCUUUGUGUUGUGGUAAAAUAAAAGCUUACAUAGAAGGAAGUUUCUGUUAUCUCAAGCGCUCUAAUAAAACUAGGAUGCCUUGAUGUUAGUCAAGUUUUCCUUGUUUUUAUAUCUCAGAAAAUCAUAAUUUAUUUUAUUUAACCAGGUAGGCCAGUUGAGAACAAGCUCUCAUUUACAACUGACCUGGGCAAGAUAAAGCAAAGCAGUGUGACAAAAACAGAGUUGCACAUAAACAAACGUUACCGUCAAUAACACAAUAGAAAAAUCUAUGUACAGUGUGUGCAAAUGUAGGGAGGUAGGCAAGAAAUAGGCCAUAGAGAGGAAAAAUAAUUACAAUUUAGCAUUAAUACUGGAGUGAUUGUGCAGAUGAUGAUAUUCAAGUAGAGAUACUGGGGUGCAAGAGGGUAAGUAAUAAUAUGGGGCUGAGGUGUGCUAUUUACAGAUUGGCUGUGUACAGUGAUUGGUAAGCUGCUCUGACAGCUGAUGCUUAAAGUUAGAGGGAGAUCUAAGACUCCAGCUUCAGAGAUUUUUGCAAUUUAUUCCAGUCAUUGGCAGCAGAGAACUGAAAGGAAAGGUGACUAAAGGAAGUGUUGACUUUGGGGAUGACCAGUGCAAUAUACCUGCUGGAGCGUGUGCUACGGGUGGGUGUUGCUAUGGUGACGAGUGAGCUGAGAUGGCGGGGCUUUACCUAGAAACGACUUAUAGAUGACCUGGAGCCAGUGGGUUUGGCAACGGAUAUGUAGUGAGGGCCAGCCACCGAUAGCAUACAGGUCGGCAGUGGUGGGUAGUAUAUGGGGCUUUGGUGCUAAAACGGAUGGCGCUGUGAUAGACUACAUCCAGUUUGCUGAGUAGAGUGUUGGGGGGCUAUUUUGUAAAUGAGAUCACCAUAGUCAAGUAUCGGUAGGAUAGUCAGUUUAGCGAGGGUAUGUUUGGCGGCAUGAGUGAAGGAUGCAUUGUAGCAAAAUAGGAAGCUGAUUUUCAUUUUGGAUUGGAGAUGCUUAAGGAGAGUUUACAGUCUAACCAGACACCUAGGUAUUUGUAGUUGUCCACAUUCUAGGUCCGAACCGUCCAGAGUAGUGAUGGUGGGAGGGUGCUGGCAGCGAUCUGUUGAAGAGCAUGCACUUAGUUUUACUAGCAUUUAAAAGCAGUUGGAGGCCACGGAAUGAGAGUUGUAUGGAGUUGAAGCUCAUUUGGAGGGUUGUUAGCACAGUGUCCAAAGAAGGGCAAGAUGUAUACAGAAUGGUGUCGUCUGCGUAGAUGUGGAUCAGAGAAUCACCAGCAGCCAGAGCGACAUCAUUUUUACAUACAGUGGGGAGAACAAGUAUUUGAUACACUACCGAUUUUGCAGGUUUUCCUACUUCCAAAGCAUGUAGAGGUCUGUAAUUUUUUAUCAUAGGUACACUUCAAUUGUGAGAGACUGAAUCUAAAACAAAAAUCCAGAAAAUCGCAUUGUAUGAUUUUUUUAGUAAUUAAUAUGCAUUGUAUUGCAUGACAUAAGUAUUUGAUACAUCAGAAAAGCAGAACUUAAUAUUUGGUACAGAAACCUUUGUUUGCAAUUAAAGAGAUCAUGCGUUUCCUGUAGUUCUUGACUAGGUUUGCACACACUGCAGCAGGGAUUUUGGCCCACUCCGCCAUACAGACCUUCUAAAGAUCCUUCAGGUUUUGGGGCUGUCGCUGGGCAAUACGGACUUUCUGCUCCCUCCAAAGAUGUUCUAUUUUCCAUUGGCUUCAGGUCUGGAGACUGACUAGGCCACCCCAGGGCCUUGAGAUGCUUCUUACGGAGCCACUCCUUAGUUGCCCUGGCUGUGUGUUUCAGGUCGUUGUCAUGCUGGAAGACCCAGCCACGACCCAUCUUCAAUGCUCUUACUGAGGGAAGGAGGUUGUUGGCCAAGGUCUUGCGAUACAUGGCCCCAUCCAUCCUCCCCUCAAUACGGUGCAGUCGUCCUGUCCCCUUUGCAGAAAAGCAUCCCCAAAGAAUGAUGUUUCCAUCUCCAUGCUUCACGGUUGGGAUGGGGUUGUACUCCUCCUUCCUCCAAACACGGCAAGUGGAGUUUAGACAAAAGCUCUUUUUGGGGGGGGGUCUCAUCAGACACAUUGACCUUCUCCCAUUUCCUCCUCUGGAUCAUCCAGAUGGUCAUUGGCAAACUUCAGACGGGCCUGGACAUGUGCUGGCUUGAGCAGGGAGACCUUGCGUGCCCUGCAGGAUUUUAAUCCAUGACGGCGUAGUGUGUUACUUAUGGUUUUCUUUGAGACUGUGGUCCCAGCUCUCUUCAGGUCGUUGACCAGGUCCUGCCGUGUAGUUCUGGGCUGAUCCCUCACCUUCCUCAUGAUCAUUGAUGCCCCAUGAGGUGAGAUCUUGCAUGGAGCCCCAGACCGAGGGUGAUUGACCGUCAUCUUGAACUUCUUCCAUUUUCUAAUAAUUGCGCCAACAGUUGUUGCCUUCUCACCAAGCUGUUUGCCUAUUGUCCUGUUGCCCAUCCCAGCCUUGUGCAGGUUUACAAUUUUAUCCCUGAUGUCCUUACACAGCUCUCUGGUCUUGGCCAUUGUGGAGAGGUUGGAGUCUGUUUAAUUGAGUGUGUGGACAGGUGUAUUUUAUACAGGUAACGAGUUCAAACAGUUGCAGUUAAUACAGGUAAUGAGGGGAGAACAGGAGGCCUUCUUAAAGAAAGACUAGUAGGUCUGUGAGAGCUGGAAUUCUUACUGGUUGGUAGGUGAUCAAAUACUUAUGUCAUGCAAAUUAAUUUCUUAUAAAUCAUAGUGUGAUUUUUCUGGAUUUUUGUUUUAGAUUCCGUCUCUCACAGUUGAUGUGUACCUAUGAUAAACAUUACAGACCUCUACAUGCUUUGUAAGUAGGAAACACUGCCGAUUUUGCAGGUUAUCAAAUACUUGUUCUCCCUACUGUACAGACAGACGGACUCGGCCUGAGAAUUGCACCCUAUGGCACCCCCACAGACUGCCAGAGGUCCGGACUACAGGCCCUCCGAUUUGACACAUUGAGCUCUUAUCUGAGAAGUAGUUGGUGAACCAGGCGAGGCAGUCAUUUGAGAAGCCAAGGCUAUUGAGUCUGCCGAUAAGAAUGCGGUGAUUGACAGUCGAAAGCCAGGUCGAUGAAGACAGCUGCAUAGUAUUGUCUUUUAUCAAUGGUGGUUAUGAUAUCGCUUAGGACCUUGAGCGUGGCUGAGGUGUACCCAUGACCAGCUCGGAAACCAGAUUGCAUAGUGAAGGUAUGGUGGGAUAUCGGUGAUCUGUUUUAACUUUUUAUUUAUUUAUUUUAUUUCACCUUAACCAGGUAGGCAACCAGGUAGGCAGGUUGAGAACAAGUUCUCAUUUACAAUUGCGACCUGGCCAAGAUAAAGCAAAGCAGUUCGACACACAAUGACAGAGUUACACAUGGAGUAAAACAAACAUGCAGUCAAUAAUACAGUAUAAACAAGUCUGGUCAACAACUUCGUCUUCGAAGACUUUAGAAAGGCAGGGCAGGAUGGAUAUAGGUCUAUAACAGUUUGGGUCUAGUGUCACCCCUUUGAAAAGGGGGAUGACCGUGGCAGUUUUCCAAUCUUUUAGGAUUUCAGAUGAUACGAGAGGUUGAACAGGCUAGUAAUAGGGUUGCAACAAUUUCUGAGUUUAAUUUUAGAGAGGGUCCAGAUUGUCUAGCCCAGCUGAUUUGUAGGGAUCCAGAUUUUGCAGUUCUUUCAUAACAUCAGCUGUCUGGAUUUGGGUGAAGGAGAAGCGGGGGGGGUUUGGGCAAGUUGCUGCAGGGGGUGCUGAGAUGUUGGUAGGGGUAGCCAGGUGGAAAGCAUGGCCAGCCGUGGAAAAAUGCUUAUUGAAAUGAUCUAUUAUCGUAGAUUUAUCAGUGGUAAGCGUUUCCUAUCUUCAGUGCAGUGGGCAUCUUGUAGGUGCUCUUAUUCUCCAUGGACUUUAGUAUCCCAAAACUUUUCAGAAUUAGUGCUACUGGAAGCAAAUUUCUGUCUGAAAAAGCUAGCCUCGUCUUUCCGAAAUGAGUAUAUUGAUUCCUGACUUCCCUGAAAAGUUGCAUAUCGCGGGGGCUAUUCGAUGCUAAUGCAGAACGCCACAGGAUGUUUUUGUGCUGGUCAAGGGCAGUCAAGCCUGGGGUGAACCAAGGGCUAUAUCUGUUCUUAGUUCUACAUGUUUUGAACGGGGCAUGCUUAUUUAAGAUAGCGAGGAUAGCAAUUUUGAAGAGUAACCAGGCAUCCUCUCCUGAUGGGAUCAAUAUCCUUCCAGAAUACCCGGGCCAGGUCGAUUAGAAAGGCCUGCUCACUGAAGUGUUUUAGGUAGUGUUUGACAGUGAUGAGGGGUGGUCGUUUGACCACGGAUGCAGGCAAUGAGGCAAUGAUCGCUGAGAUCCUGGUUGAAGACAGCAGAGGUGUAUUUAGAGGACAAGUUGGUCAGGAGGAUAUCUAAGAGGUGCCCAUUGUUAUGGAUUUAGGGUUGUACCUGGUAGGUUCCUUGAUGGUUUGUGUGAGAUUGAGGGCAUCUAGCUUAGAUUGUAGGAUGGCCGGGGUGUUAAGCAUAUCCCGGUUUAGGUCACCUAACAGUACGAACUCUGAAGAUGGAUGGGGGGCGAUCAAUUCACAUAUGUUGUCCAGUGCACUGUUGGGGGCUGAGGGGGAUCUAUAACAAGCGGCAACGAUAAGACUUGUUUCUGGAAAGGUAGAUUUUUAAAAGUAGAAGCUCGAAUUGUUUGUGCAGAGACCUGGAUAGUAUGACAGAACUCUGCAGAACAGAACUAAACAAAUGUUAGGGUGCUAACCUUCUUACACUUUCAGUUGACAGUACAUCUAAUGAUUUGGUUGGCAAAUCAACAGCAAUGGACAUUAAAAGGUUCAUUCAUUUUGAGGGGCAAGAUGCAUUUAGUGCACUGUACUGAACAUUUCUUGCAAGUAGGCCUACUGCACACUUGUAGCCCUUAUUCAACUUUCAUUUAUUGGGUCUAGCCUUAAGGGAAUAAUGGUUCUUACAGACUUAUUGAAGGUCUAGGUUUUUAGGCGCAUCAUGGCAUUACACAUGUUGUUAAAACAAAUGUAGCUGCUUAGGUGGGUGUAAUUUGGCUAAGUACAAUAUAGUUAAUGUAAUGGUUUGAUCAACAGGUGGCACAUGUUGGGUUGCUAUUGAACAGGUAGAGUAAAGAGAAGGACAGUGUCUAAGAUUGUCUGCCUCUGAGUGUUUGAAAUAAGUGAGUUGAAAAAAGGAUGGCAAGUAUGAUUGACCAUUGCAAUGUUGAUGACAUGACGUCUGUAAUUUGCAAUAUCCUUUUAUAGUUGAAAAUUAAUAUAUUUUCAUGUGGAAAAUCCUGGGAAUCUGACAUCAGGUAGUGGUCCUCCAUACAAGGCUGGAAUUUAAACUUUUAUACUGCCUUAGCUGCACCUGUAAGACUUUAAGCAGGAUCCGUACAUGCCUUCUGGUUCUGGAAGGUAUAUUUAGGCAGUGCGUAGAGCCCACUAGACAAGUGUCUGGCAAUUUAUUACUUGUUUGCUCAAUUAUCCACCCAAGAGAAAUGUUCAAAUCUCCAUUCACAAAGUUCAGAGGCAUUCUACCCAUCACUUCUGCUCCACUGUUCUGUGGAGAGUAGACCUUCUAUAUACUAUAUCAUUUUCAAACGAGGUAAUGUAUAAUCAGGUGCGAAGUGAUCCCACAUGAAGCUUUCUCUUGAGCUCUCUAGUCUGGUACUGCACUGAUUUCCUCUCUUCUUUCUCUUUCCUACCUGCUUUCCGACUGCCAAGAUCACCUCUACCAGCAACUUGAGAAAAACCGCCUUCUCUCUAACGAACUAAGAGUGGCCUUGAAUGAGGACUAAACAUAGUGUGAAUGUUUCAUCUAUUUAAGUAAUGAGCUUAUUUAUGUACAGUAUUGUAUGUGAUGCUAAUAAUUCUGGAGUUAAGUGUUACUGCUGGAGUAACAAGCUAACAGCAUACAGUACCAGUCAAAAGUUUGGACACACCUACUCAUUCAAGGGUUUUUUAUUUUUUGUAUUUUCUACAUUGUAGAAUAAUAGUGAAGACUCAACUAUGAAAUAACAUGUAUGUAAUCAUGUAGUAACCAAAAAUAUAUUUUAUAUUCUUCAAAGUAGCCACCCUUUACCUUGACAGCUUUACACACUCUUUGCAUUCUCUAAACCAGCUUCAUGAGGAAUGCUUUUUCAACAGUCUUGAAGGAGUUCCCACAUAUGCUGAGCACUUGUUGGCUGUGUUUCCUUCAAUCUGCGGUCCAACUCAUCCCAAACCAUCUCAAUUGGGUUGAGGUCGGGGGACUGUGGACGUCAGGUCAUCUGAUGCAGCACUGGAGUUCUGUUGGGUCAUUGUCCUGUUGAAAAACAAAUCAUAGUUCCACUAAGUGCAAACCAGAUGGGAUGGAAUAUCGCUGCAGAAUGCUUUGGUAGCCAUGAUGGUUGUGUGCCUUGAAUUCUAAAUAAAUCAGUGUCACCAGCAAAGCACCAUAACACUUCCUCCUCCAUGCUUCACGGUGGGAACCACCGAUGCGGAGAUCCUCCGUUCACCUACUCUGCGUCUUACAAAGACACGGUGGUUGGAACCAAAAAUCUCCAAUUUGGAGGACCGAUUUCCACCAGUCUAAUGUCCAUUGCUCGUGUUUCUUGGCCCAAGCAAGUCUCUUCUUCUUAUUGGUGUCCUUUUAUUAGUGGUUUCUUUGCAGUAAUUUGACCAUGAAGGCCUGAUUUCACGCAGUCUCCUCUGAACAGUUGAUGUUGAGAUGAACUCUGAAGCAUUUAUUUGGGCUGCAAUCUGAGGCUGGUAACUCUAAUGAACUAAUCCUCUGCAGCAGAGGUAACUUCCUUUCCUGUGGCAGUCCUCAUGAGAGCCAAUUUCAUCAUAACACUUGUUGGUUUUUGCAACUGCACUGUAAUAACUUUUAAAAGUUCUUAAUUUUCACAAUUGACUGACCUUCAGGUCUUAAAGUAAUGAUGGACUGUUUCUUUUUGAUUAUUUGAGUGGUUCUUGCCAUAAAAUGGAUUUAGCCCUAUUUGUUAAAAGCCGAUCUUCUGUAUACCACCCCUACCUUGUCACAACAACUGAUUGGCUCAAAUGCAUUAAGGAAAGAAGUUCCACAAAUGAACUUUUUAACAAGGCACGCAUGAUAAUUGAAAUGGAUUUCACGUGACAAUCUCAUGAAACUGGUUGACAGAAUGCCAAGGAUGGCUACUUUGAAGAAUCUCAAAUAUUACAUAUAUUUAGAUAUAUUUUUACACUUUUUUUUUGGUUACUACAUGAUUCCAUGUGUUAUUUAAUAGUUUUAAUGUCUUCAUUAUUCUACAAUGUAGAAAAUUGUAAAAAGAAAAACCCUCCAUUGAGUAGGUGUGUAACUUUUGACUGGUACUGUAUAAAUGUAUAAAUCUGGGAUUAUCUCUAAUCUGUAUUUACUGUAUACUCUGACAUACAACCAGGUAGUAUAUACAGUAUUGUUAAUUGUCCAUGUUUAGAGCAUGGGGAAGGCUAUGCUGUAAAAAUGUUUAUUUCCUGCAUGUUUACUGCCAUAGCAUAGUCACAGCAUUUUAGUUUUUCUCUAAAACUGAAAGUGUCUUGCAUUUUAUCUAAUUAUGUAGACCUAACCGUACGAUAUACUUCUUUUGCAUGUUGUGUGAUGGUAGCUUGGAUUUUAAUAUUUUGUUUUAUUUGGUGUCUAACAGAGAAACUGGCACAUGCUAAAGAGGAGAACCUUGAUAUGCACCAGAUGCUGGACCAGACUCUAAUGGAACUAAAUAACAUGUGAAAGCCUGGUUUAU
This is a messenger RNA of Oncorhynchus nerka (sockeye salmon), 9849 nucleotides long. RefSeq names its product tropomyosin alpha-1 chain-like. Bases 158 to 1012 code for a protein of 284 amino acids. Gene Ontology annotation, molecular function: actin filament binding. Gene Ontology annotation, biological process: muscle contraction; actin filament organization. Gene Ontology annotation, cellular component: actin filament. The record is from RefSeq and is a predicted model, not a curated record. Lineage: Eukaryota; Metazoa; Chordata; Actinopteri; Salmoniformes; Salmonidae. The transcript has 9 exons.